UCUAUAUUCGUUCCACGAACUUCCAAUUAUGGUUGGUUAUCAAAAACGGGGAAGAGGUGCCGAUGAAGAAAGUCGGAGACAAGUUGAUCCCCAAGACCGAAGACGAGUUUGAUGACGAGGACAUUAAAAAGGUUGAGAGUUAUGCAAAAGCAAUAAACAUGCUUUAUUGUGUCGUAAAUCCUGAUGACUACCGCAAGAUCUCUUGCUGCUCAACCGCCAAAGAGAUGUGGGAUAAACUUGAGGUGACGUACGAAGGAACGGACCAAGUACGUGAAGCCAAGAUUGACUUGCUCACCCAAGAAUAUGAGAUGUUCAGGAUGAAGGAGCACGAGAAGAUCGAUGAUAUGUUCGACCGUUUUUCCAAGAUAGUCAACGAUCUCCAUGCAUUAAAGAAGACAUACACCGACAGGGAUCUUGUGCGAAAGAUCCUACGGAGCUUGACAUCCGAAUGGCGAUCCAAGGCCGAUGCCAUCUAUGAAUCAAUCGCCACAUCAAAUGUCACCAUCAACGGUCUAAGAGGUUUCAGCACCGGUCGGCUAAGCCAUGGUUCUGGACUAGCCAUCUACCCAGCGAUGGUAGAUUUCACCCAUGCAUGGGUAAGUGAUCCCGGGAUUCCAGAAUCAUGCCACCCAGCGAUGGGAAGAUCUUCCCAUCGAUGGGUAAGCAGUCCCUCAGCGAAACUGAUUUCCAAAACCAUGCCAAACAGCGAUGGGAAGUUCUACCCAUCGCUGUUUAAGCCUUGGUCCAACAUUUUCACAAGGAAGAAUGCCCUUACCCAGCGAUGGGAACCUUUACCCAUCGAUGGGAACCCAGCGAUGGGAGGGCAUACCCAUGGCUG
Cuscuta campestris is the source of this 838-nucleotide messenger RNA. Lineage: Eukaryota; Viridiplantae; Streptophyta; Magnoliopsida; Solanales; Convolvulaceae. The record is from the annotation of a GenBank genome assembly.